This is a messenger RNA of Xenopus laevis (African clawed frog), 576 nucleotides long. Its product is annotated as lysozyme C-1. Bases 40 to 480 code for a protein of 146 amino acids. Lineage: Eukaryota; Metazoa; Chordata; Amphibia; Anura; Pipidae. The transcript is spliced from 4 exons. The record is from RefSeq and is a predicted model, not a curated record.
UAACAGAGGCAUCAUAUAGUGAGAGCCAAGCAGAGCACCAUGAAGGGUCUCCUCUGUGCCAUUCUUUUUGCCGUCCUUGUGGGCAGCGAGGCCAAAGUCUUCACCAAAUGUGAACUGGCCAAGGUGCUGAAAGCCGGGGGCCUGGACGGGUAUUAUGGAUACAGCCUGGCCAACUGGAUGUGCUUGUCUUACUACGAGAGUCGCUACACCACCAACGCCAUGUACGACAAUGGCUGGAGUCGUGAUUACGGCGUCUUCCAGAUCAACAGUUACUGGUGGUGCAACGAUGGCAAGACCUCCGGAGCCGUGGCAGCCUGUGGCAUCAGCUGUAGCAAUUUAAUGAAUGAUGACAUCACUGAUGACAUCACCUGCGCCAAGAGAGUUGUGCGAGAUCCCAAUGGCAUGGGAGCCUGGGUUGCAUGGAAUAACUACUGCAAGAACAAGGACGUGAGCAGUUUUGUAAGUGGGUGUGUUCUGUGAGGAGGAAGAGGAGUCAACAACAACUCCCUGCACCUCACAUCAUUCAGAUCUUAAUGUCAUUUCUUCAUUAUGUAAUAUAUAAAUGCUGUGAAUCCA